Amphimedon queenslandica is the source of this 1218-nucleotide messenger RNA. RefSeq lists its product as uncharacterized. Gene Ontology annotation, biological process: cell-matrix adhesion. The record is from RefSeq and is a predicted model, not a curated record. NCBI's taxonomy places the organism in Eukaryota, Metazoa, Porifera, Demospongiae, Haplosclerida, Niphatidae. The coding region runs from base 341 to 1153 and encodes 270 amino acids. The transcript has 6 exons.
AUAGAUGCUUGUAAUCUUGCCUGCUUCUCCUGUAAGGCUCUUCAAGCUUCUUCAGUUGGCAUGUGAGGCUAGGAGGAUUAAUGGUGAAGAUGUGCCAACUUCUUGUAAAAUAAAUGUCAUACUAAAUUAGGAAUGAUCAAUUAGGAGUGCCUGGAGUGGUCACUGUGGUGGCUGCAAUUAGUGAACAGUGAGUCUACAGUCUACGCAUCAAAGGCCUUGGGUUUCUGUAUAAUUGCAUAUUUAGUGGCUUCUAUGAUGAUAUAAAAGUGGUAGACAGACAGUAGGAAUAAGUAUAAUCAUUGCAAUAGAGAAACAAGUCAAACAACGGCAUCAGAGCAUCAUGGGAUCAGGACUCCUAACAGGAACCAUACUAGUUAUACUGAGUACAUGUUAUACAAAUGGACUAACAUUGAAUGACUUGUACCCAUAUGGUACAGAACAUGGGGACACCAUGAGGACUGGAGAUAGUCCCCCCGUAGCACCAUUACAGCCUUCAAUUGAUAAUUUAGUUGGACUUGGUCCAGCUGGACUUACAGCAACAAGAUACAGAGUUAUACGUAAUGGGUACCUGGCAAUUGCAAGCGAUGAUUUAAAUAAACGUAUCGAUUUGAAUUUGCUCACUCUGCCUUCAGCAAGUGAUUUUUCCAAUACUGAAGUAUAUGGUAGGACUACUGCUGAUCCAGGGCUGAUAAACAGAGCAAUGGAUCAGAUUAAUGAAGCAUUUCCUAAUACUUUCUGCAGUACAUCUCCUCCUACACAAUUAAUAAUAGCAACUUGGAUAGAUUAUCUAAAAGCUAGCACAAACCUAGGCAGUAACUUCCAGGCAAUUGUUGUAACUAAUGGAAGCAUUACAUUUGGUAUUGCUCUAUAUGUCAAUGUACGCAUUGCCACAGCUAUUAUCACUGGAAUAAGUUCAAUAGUUAACGUUUAUGUACCACCUGAUCCAUCUUUCUUUCCAUUUGGCACUGAUGUCAUGGAUGCUCCUACUAUGAUGUCCAAUAGCACCACACCAGGGACAUAUAUAUUUUCAAUGAAUGAUAUAUUACCAGAUACUUGUAAUCUUGCCUGCUUCUGUAAGGCCAGGCUUUUUCAAUUCGCAUGUGAGGCUAGGAGGAUUAAUGGAGAACAUGUACCAGCUUCUUGUAAUAACUAAUGACAUUUAAUUGUAUUGUAUUUUUUAUUGUUUUAGUUAAAAAUAAAGUCAAUUUUAUACUUUAA